AUGGCCCCUUCUGCUUACAACAAGCUCCAGAACAAGCAUGUUCUCAUCCUUGGAGGAAGUUCAGGCAUAGGUUAUGCCGUGGCAGAUGGCUCUCUCGCUUCUGGAGCCAAGGUCACCAUUUCCUCCUCUUCUCAGACCAAAGUUGAUGCUGCCGUUUCUCGUCUGAAAUCAGACUACCCCUCCCAAACAGACACGAUUGUCGGCUUCCCCGCUAACCUCUCCAACCCAACCACGGUGCAAGACGACCUUGAUGUCCUGUUCAAGAAAGCCGAGUCUACCCACGUCGCAUCUCGAUACCUGCCCAAGGAGAACACUUCCAGCAUCACCAUCACCAGCGGCUCUGUGACAAAGAAGCCGGCAAAAGGGUGGACCCUGAUGAGUUAUUAUGGCGGCGGACUCUCCACUUUGGCCAAGGCGCUCGCUGUUGAUCUCGCGCCAAUCAGGGCGAAUGUGGUUCGGCCUGGCUAUGUCGAGACAGAACUCUGGACGGAAGAGCAAAAGGCAUCCACGGCCAAAGCUGUCGCCAAAUCAACGCUCACGGGGGUGCCCGCCAAGGGCGAAGAUGUUGCGGAGGCGUAUCUGUGGUUGAUGAAGGACAGCAACGUGACUGGAGCGGCGGCGGAGACGGAUUCUGGUGGGCUGUUGGCGUAA
Podospora pseudocomata is the source of this 651-nucleotide messenger RNA. RefSeq lists its product as uncharacterized. The transcript is spliced from 2 exons. NCBI's taxonomy places the organism in Eukaryota, Fungi, Ascomycota, Sordariomycetes, Sordariales, Podosporaceae. The record is from RefSeq and is a predicted model, not a curated record. Bases 1 to 651 code for a protein of 216 amino acids. Gene Ontology annotation, molecular function: oxidoreductase activity.